AUGUCAACUUCGGUAAACGAAAAUGAUAGCAGUCCAAAAAGAACAAGUCGACCUUCGUUAGCACUUUAUCGUCCUGGAAUGUUAAAAACGGGAACAGACAUUACUGGAAAUUUACGCAAAAACAUAGCCAAUUAUUCGAAUGAAAAGAAAAAUGGCUGCGAUAUUCAAUCGCUGAAACAGUCCACUCCAUCAAUUAGUGCUUCAGUCGAUGAUCCUCAUAUUUCAGUAAAACUUCAGCAAGACAAACAAUUUCAGCAAAGAAUUUCUUACAGAGGAGGCCAUUCAAAAUGGGGACGUCUUAAUGAACGAAAUUUCCAGGCUGGAUUAUACCGCAAAUAUGGUGAUAAUCGUGAUAUUAACAAAAAACGAGAAAAUUAUCGUGAAAAAGUUCAAAAUUAUUUUGGUGGCACUUUUCCAAGGCAACAAUCCAAGCGGCAUGAUGGAAAAAGCUAUUAUGAAUCAAACGAAUAUGGAAUAGAUUCACGCGCAUCUUCUCGUCGAAGCAGUAUCACAUAUUUAAAUGAACAAAAAGAUUCAUCGUUUCUGAAUGUACAAGAACGAAAUAGAAUGCAGAAUAACAGUUCAAGUCAGUCGCUUGCUGAACCCAAAAAACAACCAUUUUAUAAUUCUUCUCAAAAUUUGAAAUGGUCAAGAAAUGAAAUGACUCCGAAAGAUUGCGGAAAUCAGCGAAAUACUCCACGUUCGAACCAUCGAUACGCGAAAUGGAGUAGUGAUUGUAACGAGAAGUCGAACCUUGGUGAAGUGAGCAAAGCAAAAGAUAAUGAUCGCUGUACUAAUAAAUCUGCAGGACUUAAAGAGAAAAAGAAUGAUGAUUUAUGUGCCAUGUACGAAGGUUCAAUCGAUUUCAACUUCGAAUUUGAACAGGAUCAACGCAGAAGGGAAGCUGAAGAUCAGCAUCAAAAUUUGAAAAAAAUGGAUUAUUGUGAAGCCCAUGAAGAGAACCGAGGUCCGUCGACGUCAAGACGACCUAUGGUGUCUGGAAAAGAAGGCUAUCGCGAUGAAUAUGGUUAUGCAGAAGGUGGAAAUCGACAUGAUAACGAUAAAUCAAAUCGCAUGGUGCAAGAUGUAUCCAAGCGAACAAUUAUGAGAAAUGAAGAUAGGCAACAUCGUGAAAAUCAGCAUGAUAAAAAGCUUAGUGGCGAUAAACAUAGUGAUUUAUCCCCAACUACUGGCGAUUCUCGACAGCGGAAUGGAAAAAGUAAAAUAUUAAUAAAAAAGUGUGAAUCUCAUCAUGAGAAAUCAGUGGAUCAUAAUGAAUUUGACAGCGAAUUGUCUUCUUUAAUAAGCAGCCGUCCAGUGUCUAUUCUUCCGCUAAAUAUCUCAUCUCCAGUACGUUUGCUGAAAUCACAACAGUCAGAUCUCCGACCAUCCAAAUGGCUUAUACAUAACGAAAUUGCGAAUAAUGAAGGACAAAAAAUCCAUAUUUUAAAUGAAUCUAUAAAAUUAUUAUUAGAAAGGAUUAGUGAAUCAGCCGAUAUUAGUGCAGCAGAGGAAUUGCUGGAGAUCAGUUCGUCAUUGUCUGCUUUAUAUUUAUCAAUAUUGACUCGAGACAUUGAUUAUACAUUUCAAAUGAACUUGGAGCAGCAUUUAUGGAAACAGUGUUUCUAUAGUCCCAUAGAAGUUUUACGCACAGCUAGCAAUUCGACUGGCGAUGCAUCGAAAGCAUUUUGUAUCCAUCUUUCACAGCUUAUCAAGCAGGGCCUAUCAUUUUAUUCGCAAUUGUUAAAUAAAUAUGAAAUUACGUUUGGUUUCAUCGUCGAAGAUUUAUUAUAUUGGCCAGAAGGCCGGUCGUCCGAUGAUUUUGAUACAUGUGCUUGUGUUGGGACUGGUCCGAAGCUAGCAGCUGACAGGCUUACGAAGGUUGUAUAUCUGUCCACGCAGCGUUUAAUGUUAUCUAUCGGCGAUUUGGCUCGUUAUAAUACUAUGGUUAAUGGCUCAAAUGAUUAUUCUUCUGCUCAACUAUGGUACCUUAAAGCAUCGCAAUUAGCAUCUUCAAAUGGACGUUCGUACAACCAACUUGCUUUGCUUGCUGUCUAUACGAUCGUACAACGUAUGUCUAUGCGUUGUGCACGAGACGCACCAUUCAUUCGCAUUGGAUCAUUUAUAAAUGCGGCCAAAUGCCAUCAGAAGUCAAAAUGGGUCGAUGUGAUAUUCUAUUAUGUUCGAGCUCUCGCACUGCGAUGUCCAUUUGAAACAGCUCGUCAGUCCUUACUAACAGUAUUCAAUGAUAUGAAUAAGAAAAUAAAAGAAUACGAAAAGGAUUUGGAUGAAAAGUUGGGCAGCGAUUCAUUACGGGAGAAAUCUGAAACUGCAGCAUUGCGUGCUGGUCAUCCACAAGAAAUUUGGGUGUCAGCGAAUGGUCAUCGAACAAAAAGCGAUGAUUCGGACUUGGCUGAUGGUCAUAUGCACACGUUUGACUUGGAGCCUGUAGUUAAGCUUUAUCGAAGAACAGUGCCUUAUCUCUUGCAUACAGCUGGUCUUUUAAUUACGAAAAUUGGCAUGGAGGAUUUCGAAAAGAUCAGUGAUCGAACACUUUGCCAGUUAUGUUCAUUGCUAUCUCGUGAUCAUUGUCCACUUAACGCAACUCAGAUUGUACAAAUCGUGACGCAUUUUUUGUUCGCAGUGCAUAAUUUGACAUUGAAAAGUGCAGUUUUAUUGUUAUUCACCAGUUAUGUAGAUGCUGAUCCUGAUACUUGUUCUCUACAACAGCAGAAAGCUGUUCAAAUGGUUUUAAGUUUAUAUGGUGUUCUUCUGAAGCCAGUUGAAGAUAUUCUGGAUGUUCUUGAUUCUAUUUUGUGUGGUGAUAUCCCUUUGUCAUCUAAGGUUCGAAGAAUUUUACCUGCUGUUUUUAUAAUAUCUGAAUGGUUUUCGAUGCCAUCAGUUAAUAUGCUAUAUCGAUCUAUGCCUUCUUUGGAGCCACUAGAUACAUCGUUAAUUCGCAUAAACACAUGGAAAACACUAGCAAAGAUUGCAAAUCAUUUAAUUAAUGCAGAAGUAGAUGGAAAGCUGAUCCGCACAGUUUCGUCAACCAGCCCAGCAAAUGCUUAUCCAAGUGCAAUUGAAAUUGUCCUUCCCGAAAGCGUUUUUCUUGCUUCUUUUUUCAAUGUUUUUCCUACGGUACCGAAAGCGAUCAGAAUGUUGCGUUCACCAACAAAUGCUACUAAUGUGUCCGCAUCUCUUGCGAUGCAUGCACGACUUUCCGCCGUACUCUCAACAGCCGAGUAUUUGGAUGGAUCUGACCUUCACUGCUUUAAUUUCGAUGAAAAUUUGCACUGUUUUACAUCUACUUUAUCGUCACCUCUCUUUGAUAAACCUUCAGCUUUGGUCCAGAUUGAUUCUUCAUUAUCAGCUAAACGAACUGGGGAUAUUAUUUCACCGAUUGAUGACGAUAGUGAUUUGCUGGAUGAACAUAAACAGUUUAGAACAGCUGUUGAAGAAAAUAAAGUUAAAAUGGAAUUGUUUGAACGGGAAGUGGAAGAUCGCGUGGUUAUUGAAGUCCAUCCUCGUUAUUUAGUGCCUGAUACGAAUACAUUUAUUGAUCAUCUCGAAUCUAUCAUUCGAAUCGUUGAAUGUGGUAUGUAUGAAGUAUGCGUCACAACAACUGUGAUUUCGGAACUGAGUGGCCUUUCUCUACCUCUAGCGAGUAAACCGACAAUGUUCACUAUGAUUGAUGAAAACCAUGAGAAUUGGGUAGGUCGACGUGCUAAAGAAGCAAUGAAAUAUUUGCAUAAUGCAUCGGAAAAUCAUACAUCACAUAUUUGCACGGUUACUACCAAAGGAAGUCGUCUUCCAUCGUUAUGUUUCGCCGAAGAGCAAAAUUUUGUUUCUCGUGAGGAAAAGACUGUGAAUGAUGAUUUAAUCUUGGCAAGCUGCGUUCAGUUAAGCAGUAAGUUGCCAGUUGUUUCUUUCGGUAAUAACAAUGGUACAUCAAGUGAAACACAACGCAUUCAACGCAGUGUUGUUUUGCUAACCGAGGAUCGAGCCUUGAAAAUUAAGGCUAUUUGUGCAAACAUUCCUUGCAGGACCAUUCCAAGCUUUCUUAAAUGGGCUUCUCUAUCUUAA
Dracunculus medinensis (Guinea worm) is the source of this 4083-nucleotide messenger RNA. Lineage: Eukaryota; Metazoa; Nematoda; Chromadorea; Rhabditida; Dracunculidae. The record is from the annotation of a GenBank genome assembly.